UAUAUAGAUAGUUGAGGUCCAAAGGGAAGAGUGCAGGGUUAACCGAAGAGAAACAAAGCAGACGAAAUUAAAGAUGAGCCACCAAGCCCAUGGCCCUCACUGGACAGGUGAUCAUGGAGUAUCGGAAGAUAGGGAUGGCUUUCACUUCCGUGCAAAAGCUUUGGACAUAACGUGGGGCAAUGACUCAAGGUUCUGGCAGUGGGUGCGCCUAAACAAACAUGAAUCAAGUAAGUUGAAGUUUGAUGAAGGUGCAGAGCUCAUUCAGGUGAACUGGAUUGAAGUGAAGGGGACCUUGGAUGCAAAGAAAAUCUCUCGUUCAACAUAUGAGGUCCAUUACAUGAUCAAGUUUAAGGAUGAUGCGUUUGGGUGGCACUCAUCCCACAUCACAUUUCAAGUGACCUUACCAAACGGGCAAAAGAGCAGGAAAACUCUAGUCUUGGAGAAUUAUAGAAAAGCGUGCAACGUAUGGCAUGAGAUCCAUGGUGGGGAGUUCAGCUUGAUUUCCGGCACCAGGGGCAAAGUGGCGUUUAGCAUGUAUGGAGAUGAUAGUGAGUGGUGGAAGGGAGGGAUCAUUCUCGGAGGUGUAACAAUCAAGCCUAAACAGGCCUAAGAUCGAGCUUUCAUUAGAUAAAAGUUGAUGAGUUUGGAUCCUCUACCAUGCAUGCUUUGCACCGCAGAGAGUUGUACAUCAUCACCACGUCACCCGAUCAUAGAGAUGGAUAGCUAUCAAAUAGCAUAGGAAUCCUUUUAUUAGUGUUGAUGAACAUGUUGCUGUUCUAAUCCUAUUUGGUUACUUUGACAUGUAAUAUUGUCGCUGCCUGGCUUUUAUAAUUCUAUAUGAUUUACUCUUAUGUGCAUUGGAUUGGAAUA
Molecule: messenger RNA, 870 nt
Organism: Phoenix dactylifera (date palm)
Lineage: Eukaryota; Viridiplantae; Streptophyta; Magnoliopsida; Arecales; Arecaceae
Molecular function (GO): carbohydrate binding
Source: RefSeq, a predicted model, not a curated record